AUGUCAUUUGAAAUGAGAGAAGGAGAAGUGCAUUCCCUGUCGUUUUUAUACGAAGAAGGACAAAGCGACUCAUCAGACCCAAAUUUACAGCCUAUUUCGUUUCUCACAAAAGCCUUAAAUUUUGAGCAAUCAGAUAUAUCAUUAGAUAUAUUCCCUAAUUCACUUUCUAAAAGGCACUCAUAUAUAUCGUCACUGCAGGCUUCUAAAAUCUCUUCUGAUCUCCAUGAAUCUUGAAAAUAUUCCAAAGAAGUCUCAGAAAUCUUUCCAGGACACCAUAUGCACGCCCCAAGUGUCUUAGUAAAAAGCGGGGCUCAAAACUAUAAUGGGAUUCUUAAUGAGCUUAAUUUGGAAAGAGACAGUAUGACUCCUGAUAGCCAAGAUUUCGAAGAAGGCUCAAUUGAUUAUAGUCUGACAGACGAAGAAGACGAAGCCAAUAAAGAAACCAUUUUAAACUACCCCACUUCUAAGGUCCAAGCUGAAUUUUCGACUCCGACAGCCAAAAAUUCUUUAAUUAUUCCUACAAAAGAAGAAAUUAAAGGUGUCAGGGCGUCCACAAUUUAUACAAAUUUAAGCUCAGACUCCAGCGCAAUGAUAACGUCGUAUUUAUCAAAUAAUAGCUCAAAAUUGACUGCAAGAAAAAAUGCUAACUCCCCCCCCCCCUCCGUGAGCGAACAAAACCAUUAGAAAAAUCACCAUUUUUUUUGACCAAAAACCACACCCUCCGUGAGCGAACAAAAAUUUUUUUAAUAGAAAAAAAUUUUAAUGGAAAAAAAAUUUUUGAUAUAUAAGUGAUAAUUAGUAUAAUGAAAUCUAGAGCUAAUUCUGUUUAAUUUUAAACAAAAUUGCGUUUUUAAAACAUAAAUUUUGCAAAUUAAAUUAAUAUUUGCUUCCCAAAUUUUUGCAAAUUAGGAUUUUUUUAAAUUUCGAAAAAAAUAUUUUUUUAUAAAAAUUUAUAUAUAAAUUUUUUUUAAAAAAAAAAAAUUAACCCCCCUCCGUGAGUGAACAAAAUUUUUUUGUUCGCUCACGGAGGGGGGGGGGGGGAGUAAGAAUAAGCCUGAGCCUGAAGAAGAGUUUGAGGUAGUUGAAAUUAAGCCAAAAAGGCUGCAAACUGAUAGGAGUAUUCAUGCCAGUGUGAGGAAAUCGACCUUGGCGUUCCCUAAUCUAUUGUAUUGCCCUACUUGUAAUGAAGAUACUUAUUCAAUUAUAAAUUUCCAGGUGCAGAAUUUGGGAUUUAUUGAUUCAGUUAGGUUCUUUUUCAAUGCAAUUAGGUGUUGCAGAGAGGCGAAUUCGUUGAGCAAGUAUCAGGAGGUCGUGCAUACGUGUAGAAAAUGCAAAAAUGUCCUGGCUCGAGUUAGGUUUGCAUAG
Messenger RNA from Blepharisma stoltei, 1365 nucleotides. The record is from the annotation of a GenBank genome assembly. Lineage: Eukaryota; Ciliophora; Heterotrichea; Heterotrichida; Blepharismidae.